This is a messenger RNA of Parastagonospora nodorum SN15, 1479 nucleotides long. RefSeq lists its product as hypothetical. Gene Ontology annotation, molecular function: oxidoreductase activity, acting on CH-OH group of donors; flavin adenine dinucleotide binding. Bases 1 to 1479 code for a protein of 492 amino acids. The transcript has 2 exons. The record is from RefSeq and is a predicted model, not a curated record. NCBI's taxonomy places the organism in Eukaryota, Fungi, Ascomycota, Dothideomycetes, Pleosporales, Phaeosphaeriaceae.
AUGGCACUGGCACUUGUAGCUGUCUUUAGUAUUCUCGCCGCUACUUACGCACUUCCUUCGUGGCAAAAUGCCGAGAUCAAACGACACGCCACUGAUGUGUCUCAGGAGUACGACUACAUCGUAGUCGGCGGUGGGACUGCCGGCCUCACAGUAGCUAAUCGUCUCUCCGAAGAUGGCAAACCGGUUGGAGCUUACCCGGAUUACCAAUACGCCACCCAGAAAAAUCACUGGGUCGCUUGGGUGGAGAAGGACGAUGUUCCGAUCCAGAAGGAGCAUGCGAAUGGAAACGCAUAUGGUGUGUUCUGGAUUCCAACAUCCAUGGACCCGGCGAGGGCAUACAAUCGAAGUUUCUCUGGACUGGGCCACUAUAUCGAAGUACAGCCACGCAAGAACUAUCACUUGCUGACGUUGCAUCGUGUUAUCAAGGUGAACUUCGUCGACCAAGACGACAAGAAGCAGGCCGUCAGUGUCGAUAUAAAGGACCGAUACAGUUCAAAAAAUUUCACCGUUAAGGCAAAGCGUGAAAUUAUCCUCUCCGCAUCUGCCACACGCACUCCACUAUUGCUUCAAUACUCUGGCAUUGGUCCUAGGAAGGUUCUUGACGCUGCUAAGAUCGAUACAUUGAUUGACCUGCCUGGUGUAGGUUGGAACCUUCAGGAUCACUCUUUCGCGCUCAGCUUGUACAACUUUACUACCGACUCUUCAUUCCCUAAACCGACCACGAUCGCUUCCAAUACGACGUAUAAAGCAGAAGCUUACGAUAUCUUCAAACAGACUAAUGGAGGCCCUUACACGGCUGUUGUUACCGUCAGUGGUGCCUUUCUUCCUCCUUCUUCCUUCGUUGGCGAUCAUUUCGACAAGAUGGUGGAGGAGAUCGCGACCCAAAAGCCAUAUGCGUACCUCCCCGAUGAUACCCCUAAAGAACUCAUUGCGGGUUACGAGAAGCAGAAAGAGAUCUUACUGGCAUCUUUCAAGUCUAAAACGAAUGCUUGGCUCGAGCACCCUUUCGCCGGUAAAGGCUGGGGCAUGUGUAUCUUACUUAAACCAUUCUCUCGCGGCUCCGUCAACAUCAACUCGGACGACCCACUCGGCGACCCAAUCUUCGAUUACCGCAUUUGGUCCAACCCCAUCGAUAAGAAAAUGCACAUUCGCAUGCAGGCGUACAUACGCAGGCACUUUCUCGAAUCUGAGGCUUUCAAUGAUUUUAAUGUUGUUGAACAAGAUCUAGCGCCGGGCGCUGUCACUGAUGACGCGGGCUGGGAGGGCUGGCUACUUAAUCAAGAUAAGUUGAUGGCGUCCAACGGUCACAGCGUGGGAACUGCGGCGAUGAUGCCUCAAGAAUUAGUUGGUGUGGUUGACAACCAGCUCAAGGUGUACGGAACGCUGGGUCUAAGUAUUGCGGACACAAGUAUCAUUCCGCUCAUACGAGCGUACCCAUACGCAGACGACUGCGUAUGCUAUUGGCGAGAAGGCUGCUGA